Stegostoma tigrinum is the source of this 3005-nucleotide messenger RNA. RefSeq names its product fibroblast growth factor 7 (gene fgf7). Gene Ontology annotation, biological process: positive regulation of gene expression; positive regulation of peptidyl-tyrosine phosphorylation; fibroblast growth factor receptor signaling pathway. Gene Ontology annotation, molecular function: growth factor activity; type 2 fibroblast growth factor receptor binding. Gene Ontology annotation, cellular component: cytoplasm. The transcript is spliced from 4 exons. Lineage: Eukaryota; Metazoa; Chordata; Chondrichthyes; Orectolobiformes; Stegostomatidae. The coding region runs from base 499 to 1086 and encodes 195 amino acids. The record is from RefSeq and is a predicted model, not a curated record.
CUCAAGAUGCCCAGAAAAUCCCUCUUGUGUUAACACUUGAUUUAUGGAAACAAUUAUGAUUCUCUUGGAAUCUUCCUGGACUAGGCAAUUGUCCACAACGACACACAGGCUGAUGGUGUGAGGGGGGAAAGCAAUGGAUUUCUUUUAUGCACAGUUUGUCUUCAACAAAAACGAAACUUUAUUAUCGUCAAACCUCUCUGAACAAAAGGAAGAUUCUAAUAGUAAGGACGAUCAAGACAUUCAAGACCACUGCAAACUGAUUUGUUUAUAGAAGAGAGUGACAGUGCAUCAGUUCUCUGAAGAAACCCUGGCUCAGCACCAUAAAACUUUUUCAGGAAAGCUUACACAUAUUCUAAAACUGCAACUGCCACCAAUAAAAAGAGUCCCAAGGUUCUGGAGUCCAGGCAGAAGCUGAGACCCCCAAACUAGCAGCAUCCGCCUGAUUCAUACUUUAAAUUGCAGUAUGUUAUUCAUGAGAACCCAGAGCAGUGCACUAUAAUGCGCAAAUGGAUGCAAACAUGGAUCCUGCCAACUCUGCUGUACAGACUACACAUUCAUUGUAUCCUUCUAGCAGGGAGUGUGUCUUUUGCUUGCAAUGACAUGACUCCAGACCAACUAGCUGCGAGCGUGAACUGUUCCUCCAGUCCUGAGCGGCACACCAGAAGUUACGACUACAUGGAAGGUGGAGAUGUAAGAAUAAGGAAACUUUUCUGUCGAACACAGUUCUAUCUGAGAAUUGAUAAAAAGGGCAAAAUCAAAGGUACAGCUAAUCCUAGCUGCAAUUACUGUAUUCUGGAAAUCAGAACUGUGGCUGUUGGAGUUGUUGCUAUUCGAGGUAUAGAGAGUGACUACUUCCUAGCAAUGAACAAAUCUGGAAAAUUAUAUGGCAAGAAAACCUGCAAUGAAGACUGCAAUUUCAGAGAGCUUAUAGAGGAAAACAAUUACAAUACAUACGCUUCAGCAAAAUGGACACAUAAUGGCCAGCAAAUGUUUGUUGCCUUGAACCAAAAAGGAGUAACCAUUAGGGGGAAAAGGACAAAGAAAGAAAAUAAAUCAUCUCAUUUUCUUCCUAUGGCAGUAUCGUAAUGAAAUACACACAAUGAGAACAUCAAUUCCACUAAUAAUGGUGUUCCACCUCGGCACAUGUAUCACUGAAACCUUAACCAUACAAGCUAAAAUACUACUGACAUCUGGAACAAGCUGGGCUUGCGCUUUGCGAUAAAAACAUACUUAUAAUUUUGCACGACUGUAUUCUCUGCAUUCCAAUGUUACAACAGAUGCAAAAGGUGAAGUUUGUAAAUUUAUUCCUAAACCUUUGUCAAGAAACAGUUGAAUGAAAGUAGUAUGACUGAUCAUCUAACCAGAUGUGUAUAGAGGUGCAAGUAGUUUGUACAUAGAACAUUUCCUUAAAAUGAUAGGUUUGACAGAUCAUGGUACUUCAAACUUAAACAGUACUAUAUACAUUUUCAGGAUAAUCAUUGUUACAUUAAGACACCUUGCAUUUGACCUCUUACAGUUAUUCCUUGAGAAAGCACUGUGGACUAUUGGGGUAUCAAGGUCAGAAGCCAGAUGACACCAGGUUAUAGUCCAAUACCUACGUCAGACUCCUGCUCAUUGACUACAGCUCCACCUUCAGCACAAUCAUCCCCUCUAGACUGAUCUCAAAACUGUAACAGCUUGGUCUCGGCCCUGCCCUCUGCAAUUGGAUCCUCAGCUUUCUGACCCAUAGGUCGCAGUGAGGAUAGGUAACUGCACCUUGUCCACAAUAACACUCAAUACUGGAGCCCCGCAAGGAUGUGUCCUCAGGCCCUUAAAUAAACAUCUAUGACUGUGUUGCCAAAUUGUGAACAAACUCCAUCUACAAGCUCGUUGACGACACCACCGUAGUAGGACCGUAUCCAACAAUGAUUCACCAAAGAUCCUCAGACAGCACCUUCCAAACCCACAACCUCUUCCAUCUAGAAGGACAAGGGCAACAGACAUGUGGGAAAGCCACCACCUUCAAGUUCCCCUCCAAGCCACCCACCAUCCUGACUUAAAAAUAUAUUGCCGUCCCUUCACUGUCCCCAGUGUCAAAAUCCUGGAAUUCCCUACCUAAUGGCAUUGUGGGUCAACCCACAGCAGAUGAACUGCAGCAGUUCAAGACAGCAGCUCGCAACCACCAUCUCAAGGGCAACCUGGGCUGGGCAAGAUAUACUGGCCAGCCAGCGAUGCCUAUGUCUCACAAAUGAAUAGAAAAAAAAACAAGUCAAACUACAGAAGGGAGAUAGAGGGCUUGGUGCCAUGGUACAAUAAAAACAAUCUGUCUCUCAACGUUGGCAAAAUUAAAGAACUGAUCAUUGAAUUCAGAAAGAAAGGUGGAGAACAUGCACCCAUCCAUAUCAACGGAACUGAAGUUGAGAGAGUGAAGAGCAUCGAGUUCCUCGGUGACAGUAACUGAAGACCUGACCUGGGCUUCCCACAUAAAUGCGACAGUCAAGAAGGCACAACAAUGCUUCUUCUUUGUCUGGCAGCACAGGGAAUCUGGCAUGUCCAUAAGGUCUCUCACCAACUUCUACAGAUGCACCAUUGAAAGCACACUGUCCAGGCAUGGCAACUGCUCUGCCCAGGAUAGUAAAAAACUACAGAAGGUGGUGUGCACAGCCCAGGCCAUCACAGAAGCCAAACUUCCAUCGCUAGAUUCUAUUUACACAGCUCGGUGCCGCAGAAAGGCAGCCAAAUCAUUAAAGACCUAUUGCACCCUGGUAACAACCUCCUACAACCGCUUCUAUCAGGCAGCAGAUACAGAAGCCUGAACACACGCACCAGCAGGUUCAGCAACAGCUUCUUUCCAGCGUUUAUCAGACUGUUGAAUGGACUGUAGCCUCAAAUAAUGUAACCUGCAAUGUAAUCUGUACGCCUCUAAGUCUUUUUGAUUUGUACAUCCUUUGCUUGCCAAGGUCUUGAGAUUUCAAAUAAACCAAUUGGACUAUAAGCUGGUGUCGUCUCACUUCUGACCUUGUCCA